This is a messenger RNA of Oncorhynchus nerka (sockeye salmon), 5443 nucleotides long. Its product is annotated as RING finger protein 214-like. The record is from RefSeq and is a predicted model, not a curated record. NCBI's taxonomy places the organism in Eukaryota, Metazoa, Chordata, Actinopteri, Salmoniformes, Salmonidae. Gene Ontology annotation, molecular function: ubiquitin-protein transferase activity.
ACACUGCUGCGCUGCGUGAGCUUACCCGGAAGUGUAUGUCAGCAAACGUGUAAUGUUUAUAAUUUUCUAACGUGGUUUGUCGAUGAGUCAUAGAAACUAGCUAACUAACGUUAUGGACUGGGGAUUGGCGCUCGAGGAGGACAUGGCGCGCGAAACCUCCGCCACGGGAAACCCUGAGCAGCAAUACAACCCCUGGUCCAACCAGUCCAACCCAUGGUCAGAUCCAGGCUGCACCUCGGGAUCUAUAGGGGAGCUGGAAAAGCUGGCCUCAGGGGAUGGACAUCAUGGCACUCACUCGAAGAAGCAAGGCGUCCAGACGGAUGCGUGGACAGCAGACAAAGAUGUUAACACAGAUCAGGAUUGGGAGUCACUGAUGCGGUCAGUGGAUGAGUACAGCACUCACCUGGCCCUGCAAUAUGAGGAACUGAUGAAGCAGCAGCAGGAGGAGGAGGCUGAUCAUGGCAACCUCGUAGACAGCCUGGUUCAGAAAAAAGAUGAGGGGAUCCACCAGCAGCAGAUGCUGAUGGACAAAAUCGAGUCUCUGCGUGUGAAGCUUCAGCUGAACUGCUGCAAGACCACCCGCAAGAACUUUGCAGUCAAGAAGCAAGACCUCAGCGCGGAGAAAAUCAAAAUGGAGGAGGAGAGGAACAGACUGUCUCAGGAGCUGAAGGAGACCACCAGGAAGCUGGCUUUGCUAGAGGAGCAGAACCUGGAAAAGCUUAUGUGGGAGCGGGAGCUCGCAGACUUGAACACUGAGAUGGAGCGGCUACAGAAAGAGUCAGAGGAGGCCACCCAGACAGCUCUACGGGAUGAGAUUGCAGCUCUGGAAAUGCAGAGAGAUGUGACCAUGUCUGAGGUGGACGACUGGCUGAAAGAGGCUGACCAAUACAUCAACACACUUAGAUUUGACCCCUCUCAGCAGCACAUGCAACAAAGACUGGAGUGGGAGAACAAUGUGGCUGUUGUUCACAGCAGUUUGGUGGGACUGCAGAAUCAGUUCAAGGAGCACCUUCACCUGCUGCAAAAGGGCCAACCGAUGGAAAGCCUCCCUGGAGUCACAUUACCACACUUACCCCAAGUACCCACGGUGGACUUGGUGAUGAGUACGAUGAUGUACGCUCCACCCCUCCCCCCUUUUCAAAAUUUCCAGAUGGGCCCUCCUAACGCCGUGGGGAUGCCCUUCCAACCCCAGCAGCAGCACCCAGCUGCCUUCAUAGCCCCAGCCAGAUUAACUCCCCCACCUGUCCCCUCCUCUACUCACCCUACCUCCGCUCUACCGCUCCACCCAGCCACCCCACCUGUUUCCCUGCCCACCACAGUGGCCUCCGCCCAGCCCCUGCCUUUCAGUAACCCUCCUGCUGCUGGCAAACUGGACAACCUGCUGAAGAGACUGGGGGACACAUUUCCACAGUGCAACAGAACUCAACUCAUGUCAGUGCUGCAGCAGAUUAAGAAUUCCCGUGGCACCAUGGCUGGCAUGUCUAUGGACGAGGUCACACAGCAGGUGGCACAGAGACUGGCACAGAGUGAGAAACCGGCUCCAGGGCCCAUAAGGCCUCUUUCUGCUGCCAGGGGCAUUCCUGGUCUUCCAGGCCCAAUCCAUCGUCCUCCAGGCCCAAUCCAGAGGCCUCCUGGCCCCAUCCAGAGACCCACAAAUCCCCCUCAGAGACCUGCAGUAACUCAAGUCUUCCAGACAAGGCCCCCACAGCCUGUGGCUCCCAGUAAUCGUAAGCUGUGCUUGAUGUGCCAGAACCACGUGGAAGUAGACAGCCAGCACCCCAUGAGCUGCGCCCACACUGUUCAUAAGGAUUGCAUCAGUGUAUGGCUACAGUCCAGCAAGAACAACACCUGCCCCUUCUGCCCAGCCAAGUGAAAGGAGUAGCAAAAAAGACCGAAGGAGAAGACAUGAAGGGAAAGAGGAGCUGAACACUGAUAGUGUUCUGUUCAGCGUCACAGAAUGGAAGAAAGAGAUGGUGGAAUAUGAUUCUCAUCAACUAUAUACACAGAGCAGACAUGGUGACGUAUUACUAUUCCCCUACAGUGCAUUCAGAAAGUAUUCAGAUCCCUUGACUUUUUCAACAUUUUGUUACGUUAAAAUCUAAAAUAGAUUAAAUUAAACAAGUUUCCUCAUCAAUUGACACACACCAUAAUGACAAAGUGAAAACAGGUUAUUUAAGUAUUCAGACCCUUUGCUAUGAGACUCGAAAUUGAGCUCAGGUGCAUCCUGUUUCCAUUGAUCAUCCUUAAAAUGUUUCUACAACGUGAUUGAAGUCCACCUGUGGUAAAUUCAAUUGAUAGGAAAUGAUUUGGAAAGGCACACAACUGCCUACACAAGGUCCCACAGUUGUCAGUGCAAAAACCAAACCAGGAGGUUGAAGGAAUUGUCCGUAGAGCUCUGAGACAGGAUUGUGUUGAGGCACAGACCAGGGGAAGGGUACCAAAAAAUUCCUAGAGCUGGCCGCCCGGGCAAGAGCACCCGAUGGUCACUGUGAAAGAGCUCCAGAUUUGAGAAAACCUUCCAGAAGGACAACCAUCUCUGCAGCACUCUAACAAUCAGGCCUUUAUGGUAGAGUGGCCAGACGGAAGCCACUCCUCAGUAAAAGGCACAUGACACCCCACUUGGAGUUUGACAAAAGGCACCUAAAGGACUCUCAGACCAUGAGAAACAAGAUUCUCUGGUCUAAUGAAACCAAGACUGAACUCUUUGGCCUGAAUGCCAAGCGUCAUAUCUGGAGGAAACCUGGCAACAUCCCUACGGGGAAGCAUGGCAGAGACUAGUCAGGAUCGAGGGAAAGAUGAACGGUGCAAAGGAGAGAGAUCCUUGAUGAAAACCUGCUCCUGAGCGCUCAGGACCUCAGACUGGGGCAAAGGUUCACCUUCCAACAGGACAACGACCCUAAGCACACAGCCAAGACAACGCAGGAGUGACUACGGGACAAGUCUCUGAAUGUCCUUGAGGGGCCCAGCCAGAGGCCAGACUUGAACCCAAUUGAACAUCUCUGGAGAUACCUGAAAAUAGCUGUGCAGUGACACUCUCCAUCCAACCUGACAGAGCUUGAAAGAAGAAAUGGGAGAAACUCUCAAAACACAGGUGUGCCAAGCUUGUAGCUUUAUACCAAGAAGACUUGAGGCUGUAAUCGCUGCCAAAGGUGCUUCAACAAAGUACUGAGUAAAGGGUCUGAAUACAUAUGUAGAUGUGAUAUAUCAGUUUAUUUUAAUAUUUUUGUGCAAAAAUAAUCCAUUUGCUUAUGCUUUGUCAUUGUGGGGUAGUGUGUAGAUUGAUGAGGAGAAAACAAUAAUUUUAUCAAUUUUAGAAUAAGGUUGUAACGUAACAAAAUGUUGAAGAAGUCAAGGGGUCUGACCUUUCCGAAUGCACUGUAUGUGACACAAUAAACAGAAGUCUUUCAUAUUAUGCAUCCCUAUAUUGAUACAGCUGACUAAAUACUUUAAUACCUUUUUAAAGGCUGACCAAAAGCACAUCAGUUGUUAACUGCAAUGAUAAUCUGGCACCAUAACUUAUUUUUAGUUUUCACAUUACUGUUGUGUGUUAACCCAUAGGGAUAUCAUGUUUGUUAUGUAUGCCUUUUUAUUUAUUGUAAAAUAUACUUCUUAUACCCUUUGACAUAAUUAUAACAACUUUGACAUGUUAUUUUGUAAGUAUGUUAUUUCUCAUUUCCAUGCAUUUGGUAUGUUCAUUUCUAAUUUUCAUGAUUCUAUGUUGAACAUUUUAUAAUUUGUAUGGCAAAAAAAAUACACUAGUGUUAUGUUAAGUGCCUUAUUAAAAGUCACACUGAAGUAUGACUCAUUGAACUUAACUGCCCAAUUUGAAUGAGCAGAAUGUUGAAAUACUUAGUUGAAGUUGGAAGUUUACAUACACCUUAGCCAAAUACAUUUAAACACAGUUUUUCACAAUUCCUGACAUUUAAUCCUAGUAAAAAUUCCCUGUCUUAGGUCAGUUAGGAUCACCACUUUAUUUUAAGAAUGUGAAAUGUCAGAAUAAUAGUAGAGUGAUUUAUUUCAGCUUUUUUUUCUUUCAUCACAUUCCCAGUGGGUCAGAAGUUUACACUCAAUUAGUAUUUGGUAGCAUUGCCUUUAAAUUGUUGAACUUGGGUCAAACGUUUCGGGUAGCCUUCCACAAGCUUCCCACAAUGAGUUAGGUGAAUUUUGGCCCAUUUCUCCUGACAGAGCUGGUGUAACUGAGUCAGGUCUGUAGGCCUCCUUGCUUGCACACACUUUUUCAGUUCUGCCCACACAUUUUCUUUAGAACUUAGGUCAGGGCUUUGUGAUGGCCACUCCAAUACCUUGACUUUGUUGUCCUUAAGCUGUUUUGCCACAACUUUGGAAGUAGGCUUGGGGUCAUUGUUCAUUUGGAAGACCCAUUUGCCACCAAGCUUCAACUUCCUGACUGAUGUCUUGAGAUGUUGCUUUAAUAUAUCCACAUAAUUUUCCUCCCUCAUGAUGCCAUUUAUUUUGUGAUGUGCACCAGUCCCUCCUGCAGCAAAGCACCCCCACAACAUGAUGCUGCCACCCCCGUGCUUCACGGUUGGGAUUGUGUCCUUCGUCUGCAAGCAUCCCGCUUUUUCCUCCAAACAUAACAAUGGUCAUUAUGGCCAAACAGUUGUAUUUUUGUUUCAUCAGACCAGAGGACAUUUCUCCAAAAAGUAUGAUCCAUGUCCCCAUGUGCAGUUAGUUGCAAACCGUAGUCUGGCUUUUUUUAUGGCGGUUUUGGAGCAGUGGCUUCUUCUUUGCUGAGCGGCCUUUCAGGUUAUGUCGAUAUAGGACUCGUUUUUACUGUGGAUAUAAAUACCUUUGUAGCAUCUUCACAAGGUCCUUUGCUGUUGUUCUGGGAUUGAUUUGCACUUUUCGCACCAAAGUACGUUCGUCUCUAGGAGACAGAACGCAUCUCCUUCCUGAGCAGUAUGACGGCUGCGUGGUCCCAUGGUGUUUAUGCUUGCAUACUAUUGUUUGUACAGAUGAACAUGGUACCUUCAGGCGUUUGGAAAUUGCUCACAAGGAUGAACCAGACUUGUGGAGGUCUACAAAUUGUUUUCUGAGUUAUUGGCUGAUGUCAAUUAGUCUACCAGAAGCUUCUAAAGCCAUGACAUCAUUUUCUGGAAUUUCCCAAGCUGUUUAAAGGCACAGUCAAUUUAGUGUAUGUAAACUUCUGACCCACUGGAAUUGUGAUACAGUGAAUUAUAAGUCAAAUCUGUCUGUAAACAAUUGUUGGAAAAAUUACUUGUGUCAUGCACAAAGUAGAUGUCCUAACUGACUUGCCAAAACUAUAGUUUGUUAACAAGAAAUUUGUGGAGUGGUUGAAAAACAAGUUUUAAUGACUCCAACCUAAGUGUAUGUAAACUUCUGACUUAAACUGUAUAGAGAAGUGAGAUGGCAUUAACUAUUUGGACUGUUGUAUUAACCUGACAAUAAACAUGUUUAAUUACCA